Messenger RNA from Anarrhichthys ocellatus (wolf-eel), 3359 nucleotides. RefSeq names its product probable E3 ubiquitin-protein ligase HERC6. NCBI's taxonomy places the organism in Eukaryota, Metazoa, Chordata, Actinopteri, Perciformes, Anarhichadidae. Gene Ontology annotation, cellular component: cytoplasm. Gene Ontology annotation, molecular function: ubiquitin-protein transferase activity. The record is from RefSeq and is a predicted model, not a curated record. The coding region runs from base 43 to 3099 and encodes 1018 amino acids. The transcript has 23 exons.
CGCCCACCGCAAACACUGUAAACACAUCAGCUGAGCGGAGACAUGGUGCAGCUGUACUGCUGGGGAGACAGCACCAGUGGACAGUUCGGUCCUCAGGAAGCCCUCAGUCCGACUUCGUGGACUGUCCCCGGGGUCAUAACCAGCAUCUGCUGCGGGGACCGGUGCACUUUAUUCCUGACUCGGGAUGGAGGCGUUUUAUCAUGCGGACACAACUCACAGGGACAACUUGGACGAAAGAAACAUAAAGAUGGAAAGACGCCAGGUCGUGUGGAGGGGCUGGGCAAUGUGGUGUCGAUAGCGUGCGGACAGGACCACUGUCUGGCUGUGUGUGCAUCUGGACAGGUGUUCUCCUGGGGGGCAGGAGACAAUGGGCAGCGAGGCAUUUUACCAAAUCUACUGUGCGACAGACUAAGUCAGGUGCCGAUGCCACUGCAAAUAAUAGUGAUUCAAGUUGCUUGUGGGAACUCCCACUCUCUGGCACUGACUAAUGGAGGCGAUGUGUUCUCUUGGGGGUUGAACAGUCAUGGUCAGCUGGGUCUGGGGAAAGAGGUUAUGCUGCAGUAUGUACCAGUCCUGGUAUGUGCUCUGAGCGGCGUAGCGGUGACCCAGAUUUCAGCCGGAGCGACCCACUCUCUGUUCCUCACACUCCCAGGCCUGGUCUACUGCUGUGGGGCCAAUAAAUCUGGCCAGCUGGGGCUCAACAGGGUGGAUGAGAAGGGCAGGUUCAACAUCUGUAUGGUACCUGCCCUCAGACCUCUAGGUGUCUCCUUCAUAAGCUGUGGAGAGGCACACUCUGCUGUGUUAACAAAGAAUGGCAAGGUUUUCACUUUUGGAGAGGGAAGCUACGGUCAGCUCGGUCACAAAUCCUCUGCUAAUGAAGUGGGACCCAGACUGGUCAAAAGUCUUGACGGACCCGCCUCCCAGAUUUCAUGUGGCAGACGUCACACUCUGGUUUUGGGCACCUCCGGCCAGCUGUGGGCUUUUGGCAAUGGAGCCAAUGGUCAAAUUGGGACUGGAAGGCCAGAGGACAGUCUGACUCCCACUCUGGUACAUUUUCCAUGGACCGCUGAUAGUGCAGCAGCCACACCCAAAGACUUGAAAAUAUCAGCUGGGUGGAACACAAGCUUCACUUACACUUCGCCUACACAGAGCUUGGACCGGGGACAGAUAACUGGGCGUCUUGAUGAAACAAAACUGCAAAGAUGGCUGUCAAUGAGACAUGGCAACGCAGAGGCGAAGAGAGAAAUCUCUGCGAUGUUUCUGACGAGUUCAAGUCUUGUUGCAAGUUUCACAAAGCCUGAUGGGCCUCCAUCUGAAGCAGACGUCUUAACUGUGGACCUUGAAGCAGCCAGCCAAGCUUUCGACCAGCUGCUGGCAAUACCAUGGAUCAAACAAUCAGUAAACCUUAAACGCCUGAUUGACGUGCUUUUGGCAUCGACAACUGCCCUAAAAUCACCAGAGAUCCUCUUGAUUCUGCUGACAUGUCCCCUUUUCCAAGAGGAGACUAAUGUCAUGACCGGGGCGUUGAUGUUGGCCGUCAUUAUUGGAGAACUGCCUGAGAAAACUCUGGCAACACUAAGACGCUGCUGGUCUUCCCUGUCACCCGCCAUACUGAUGAGACACGUCUUGGUGUUCAGAAACGCCCUGGCCUUCAUGCUAAGAAAUGGCCUCUUGGCAACUCACAACCCAGGAGUCAAAUACCUGCUGGAAGCCCUCAAGCUACUCUACAAAGCAAACAAAGCUCGAAAGUCUUACAAAGUCCCACUGAGCACCUUUUAUGUCGAGGAAAUCAGAACAAGUGUGAUGCCAGUCACUGAUGUUACACUUUGGAAUCAAUUUUCUAAAGUCGAGGAUGACGUCAACACACCCGCCAUCUUCUGCCGCUACCCAUUCCUUUUCACCCUGGUUUGCAAGGUGACGGUCUUCAACAUCCAUUCAUCCUUAAUGAAGGACGUGCAACGUGUGAUUCAUAGUAUGGCUUCGUGGUGUCCUGAGGAGUUCUGGUUAGAUGGCCCAGACGCUGCCCCGGCCCCGGUCUUCCAGCUAACUCUGAGACGAACUCACCUGGUCGAGGACACCUUCAGACAGCUCAGGACUGCCGACCACUGCGCUUUCAAAAGGGAGCUUUUGGUGCAAUUUGCAGAAGACCGGAAGUUGACGAAUGUCAACAAAAGAGACCUCUUCCUGCAUGUGUUUGAUGAUCUGAUGGCUCCUGAGUCUGAAAUGUUCAUGUACAAUGAGAGCAACACUCUGGCUUGGUUCCCUCCCAGGCCAAAAGUGGAGGAGAAGACUUACUUCCUGUUUGGCGUUCUGUGUGGCCUGGCUCUUUACAACCACAACAUUGUCCACAUGCCCGUCCCACUGGUCCUCUUCAAGAAGCUGCUGAGAGUCAAACCCUCACUGGACGACAUGAAGGAGUUUGAGCCUGUCAUGGCAGAGUCUUGGAGGUGCAUGUUGGAGGACUACGCCCCUGAUAUCAUCAAAAAAAUGGAGAUUCCUUUCACUGCGACCUGGGGCGGUGAGGAAGUUGAGCUUGAUCCGACGGAAACUGGAAAACUUGUCACAGCGGCGAACAAGAAAGAGUUCGUAGACACCUUCAUCGACUAUGCCUUCAACAAAUCAGUGGCGGGAGUGUUCGAAGAGUUUAAGAAGGGCUUCUUCAAGGUGUGCGACAUCGACGUGGUGGAGUUCUUCCAGCCCGAGGAGUUGCAAGCAGUGAUGGUGGGCCAAGAAAACUACAACUGGGACGUGUUGAAGGAGAACACCGUUUAUGAAGGAGAAUACCACGAGCAGCAUGCAAACAUCGUGACCUUCUGGGAGGUGUUUGAGAAACUGACGGCAGAGGAAAAGAAAAAGUUCCUUCUGUUCGUCACAGGCUGCAACCGGGUUCCCUUCCUGGGCAUGGAGAGCAUCAAGAUGAGAGUCGCUGUCUUGCUCGACGCCACUGAGAUCCAUUUGCCAGAAUCUCUCACCUGUCAUUGUCUGUUGUUACUGCCCAUCUACCAGAGGUACCCGGUCCAGAGGACGAUGAAGACCCGGCUCCGUGAGGCUAUUAAUCACAACAGAGGCUUCUGGAAGAAAGUAGACACUACAGAAUGAAGUCUGCGUCAUUCAACUUUCUGUUUUCAAAUUCUAUAUUGAGCAUUAUUUAAACUAUUACAAAGAAUUAGAACCAGCAUUCCCACAUAUUCAUUUAGCUUUGGCGAGUCACAAUAAAUAGGCACAGGUUUCUAAAGAUUGUAAAGAUAUGUUAUGUUUGUGUGAUAAAGAAAAACUAAAAUGUGUGUUCACCAGGAAAUGCAUUACUGCCUUGCUAUUUGUACCUAAAUAACUGACUAAAUAAAUACAUUUCUCUUCAA